AUGAAUGAACCUGUCAAAAAGGAUGGGACAUGCCCUAACAGACCAUUAGAAUGUGAAUUUAGUGAAGCAGAUUGUCAGUUUACUGGCAAUAGUAAUGAAUUGAAAGUUCAUUUGCAAAAUGAGGUUGUAUGUCAUCUUAGUCUUUUGACAAGACACCAGUCCGAUACCAAGUUGUUACUUGCAACAACCAAGUCAUUACUUUCAUCCACAAGAGCUUGUCUUGCUAAAAGAGAAUGUGAACUCGAGAAUUUAAAAUUAGCUAUUACCAAGAAGGGUAGAAUGUCUGUUUCUCAGAGUCAAAUUUGUGUGUUUGAGUGGAAUGUAACCAGUUGGUCAUACUGGAUGACGAAUGCACAAUCAGAUCUACCAGAGUACCAGUCAAUCCGAUCAAAGUCAUUCUACACAGGACCACAAGGAUAUCAUUUGUAUCUUAAACUUUAUCCACUUGGAUACGGUUUCUAUGAAGGAUCUCAUGUCUCUGUGGAUGUAUGUGUACGUAAAGGAGAUUAUGAUGAUCAGCUUCCUAAGAAACAGCACAGCAAGUUUUCAUUCACAUUAAUAGACCAACAGUCUGAUGCAAUAAAUGUGGUUGUAAGACGAGAAAAAACGGUUGAACUUAUUCCUGGUAAAUAUUUUGAUGCAACCGAUGACUUUAUAACUCAAGAAACACUGAAUUCACGAUCCUACAUUCAAAAUAAUGAAAUAUUUAUUCAGUUUUGUCUUCAACUCAAUGUGCUGUAA
Molecule: messenger RNA, 741 nt
Organism: Corticium candelabrum
Lineage: Eukaryota; Metazoa; Porifera; Homoscleromorpha; Homosclerophorida; Plakinidae
Product: TNF receptor-associated factor 4-like
Exons: 1
Coding region: 1-741 (246 amino acids)
Biological process (GO): protein K63-linked ubiquitination; tumor necrosis factor-mediated signaling pathway
Cellular component (GO): cytoplasmic side of plasma membrane
Molecular function (GO): tumor necrosis factor receptor binding
Source: RefSeq, a predicted model, not a curated record